AGUAUUUUGUCGCUACACGCAUGCAGCCACACUGUAUCCAAGCAAAACAAAAAUGCAUCCAAAUGUAAAUUUAUUAAUAUUAAUAUUUUUGGGCCUGUUUGCGGCGCGAGCUCAGGCAGAGCUGUCUGGUCUGCUAGGUAUUCUGCAAUACUUUGGUCUCAAUCUGCAAUCGAACGGCACAGGAUCCGCGGCGCUGGGCAGGGUAACCCGGGGCCAGUGCCCCUACAGCUUCGAGUCGUAUGCAUUGAUGCAGGAUCGACACAUCUGUUUUCCGGAUGAUGAGCAUAUAGUGCAUCUGUCGGAGCUGCCGCAGCAACGCAAGCCUCCGCUUAUGAUCAAAUGCCUGCAGCCGGAUCCAGCGCCGCAAGCUGGCGUCGUAACUGUGCCCAAGUUGCUGAUCAUGCAGAGCGCCAAGGACAUUGUGAAUCUUCUGAAGCCAAUAGGGAAUGCUACCAAGCGACAUGAGCCGGGCAGCUGCGUUUUAGUACACUUCUGCACACCCACCAGCUUGGAGUGCGCUCGCGUGGCGGCAUAUGUCAAUCUCUUACCACAUCUGUUUCCAACGCUGCCUGUGGCCUAUAUUGAUGCCUACGAGUUUACACGUUUCAAUGCAGAGUUUGGCAUUGCAUCGCUGCCCACGUUGAUGAUAUUCCAUCAGGGACGGCCGCUUAUCAAGUAUGAUCCGCCUAGUAAUGAAAAUGUCAGCGUGCCCAGCUUCAUAAUGCGCCACACGAACCUCAAGUAUGUGAAUCCAAGGACCCUACGUCCCUAUAUUCUGGCGUGGGCAAAAGACGGCCCGCUGGCCUCGGUACCGACAGUGACGACAGAUUUUUAUUUGAUCUUGGCUUGGGCAUUUAUACUGAUCUGCCUGGCCAACUACGUGCGGCAGACGCUAUUUUGGAAGCAGCUUGUGGAAAUGGUGCAGCGCAAUUGGCGAGAGUCCGAAGAGACGCAAAUGGAAAUGAUUGAUUAGACCAACUUUAGGCACAGGAGAGGAUGAAUUAAGUAGUUACAUAUUGUUUACGCUUUAAAUUUACUAUGUGUGUAUGUAUUUUCGUUUAAUUAAAUUCACAUAAACAUUUA
Molecule: messenger RNA, 1083 nt
Organism: Drosophila novamexicana
Lineage: Eukaryota; Metazoa; Arthropoda; Insecta; Diptera; Drosophilidae
Gene: bug
Product: thioredoxin domain-containing protein 15
Exons: 2
Coding region: 53-973 (306 amino acids)
Biological process (GO): cilium assembly
Cellular component (GO): cilium
Source: RefSeq, a predicted model, not a curated record